AUGAAGUCCAUUGCCUUGACCUCUCUCUCCCUUCUCCCCGCUGCGCUGGCGCAGACAAUCUACCUAGCCGGAGACUCCACCAUGGCAUCCAGCACCCCUGGAUGGGGCGACUACAUCGCCGACAGCGUCUCGAUCCCAAUCUCCAACAAGGCGAUCGGCGGCCGCAGCGCGCGCUCCUACACGCGCGAAGGCCGGUUCCAGGCGAUCGCCGACGUCCUGCAAUCAGGCGACUACGUCGUGAUCGAGUUCGGGCACAACGACGGCGGGUCGCUGUCCACCGACAACGGACGAACCGACUGCCCCGGCAGCGGCGACGAGACCUGCGAGACGGUGUACAACGGCGUGGCGGAGACGGUGCUCACGUUCCCCGCGUACAUCGAGGACGCCGCGACCCUGUUCGUGAGCAAGGGCGCGAACGUCCUGAUUUCCAGCCAGACGCCGAAUAAUCCCUGGGAGGGCGGGUCGUUCGCGUACACGCCGAACCGGUUCGUUGGGUAUGCGGAGUUGGCGGCUGAGAGGGCGGGCGUUGAGUAUGUGGAUCAUGGGGCUUAUACGGCUGCUAUCUUUGAGGAGCUGGGUUAUGAUACGGUUACCUCGUUCUAUCCGAAUGACCAUACCCAUACUAAUGGUGCGGGAUCGAGUGUUGUUGCUGAUGCGUUCCUUAAGGCUGUUGUUUGCAGUGGGGUUGCGUUGAAUGAUGUUUUGACGACGACUGAUUUUGAUGGUGAAUGUUUGUAA
Messenger RNA from Aspergillus mulundensis, 738 nucleotides. Its product is annotated as rhamnogalacturonan acetylesterase RgaE. The transcript is spliced from 2 exons. The record is from RefSeq and is a predicted model, not a curated record. The coding region runs from base 1 to 738 and encodes 245 amino acids. Lineage: Eukaryota; Fungi; Ascomycota; Eurotiomycetes; Eurotiales; Aspergillaceae. Gene Ontology annotation, molecular function: hydrolase activity, acting on ester bonds.